CCCUCGGGUUCUAUCACUGGUCACCACAGAGAAGAGAUCAGAUCUUGCCCUUCCUCUUCCCUUACAAGGAAGUUGCAACUGCAAUGAAAUCUCCCCUCAGUCUCCUCUUCUCCAGGCUGAACAGACCAAGUGACCUCAGCCUCUUCUCUUACGGCUUCCCCUCAAGGCUACCAUCUUCAUUGCCCUCCUUUUGAGUCAGCAGAGGUUAUAGACUCUAGGGGAAAUUUCCUAAAGUAAAUGGCCACUUUAGCAUGAAGGGAUUAACCUGGCUCGCCAGAUGCACUGUAGCUUUGACCAAAAGCAUGGGUUUCUUCAUAGCUUGGCAUGAAUUUUUGCAUUCAGACUGAGCAAAGGGCAGCAGCCUUUUAAUUUCAGCCAUUCUGACAUUUACUGAGAAUGUUACUCAGCACCACUGAGAAGGGUCCUACUCUGUCGUCUUCAUUCCCUCCUGCCAGCUAUUUAUACACUUGAUAAGAUCCCCCCAAGCCAUCUUUUCAGGCUGAACAGUUCCAGCUCUCUCAGCCUCUCUUUUUGUCAGAUUCUCUUAUUUCUCAAUGAUCUUUUUGUGGCUCUUCACUGGACUCACUUCAGUUUAGAGCUCUUCUUCAGGCCAGCCUGUUGGCAAACUUGACAUCCUUGUUUCAAGUUGUUUCUGUUUUAGUAAUAUGCCUAGAACAUUUCAAUUGAGAAUCACUAUCCUCAGAAGGAUUUACUAAAGAAAGUAAAGGUACCAUUUUAAACUAGGUUUGUUAGUAAAUACUGUUUGUAAAGAGUUCAGUGUAAAUUUACUCCCUAAACAGAAUGUCGAGUCAUUCAAUUACAAAAUCAGGUAGUACACAAGCUGGCAUGGAGCAAAGGCCAAUCUUUUCUACUCCAUUCUGUCCUUGACCUCUGUACCUGGACUGCCACUGAGGGGAAUGGUUGUGAUGGUGACAGUGUACACAGUUGUCCCUUGCAAAGUACACCGAGCUCCUUAGCUCAAAUCAUGCCAUUUGCUGUUGCAUAUGAGUGGUUUCACAGGGCAGUGGCUACACUUAUAUCCACUGCUCUGUGCACACAGCAGUCAUUCACUCAUCUGCAAAAUCUGCCUCUAAGAGUUUAAUGUUUGUGAAUGGCAUUCUACAAAUAAAUAGCCCUAAGAAGACAGCAAAAAGUCUUUCAAUCUAUGUGCAGUCUGGCUGGAAAUGGAUGCUCCAUUUCCUAUUAGCAGCUUUUGAGCCAACUUUCUCCUAAGAGCUAGACUUAUUCUUAUGGCCACAAAAAAAAUUCUAGUUCUUUUAAUAUUUAAAGCUUAAAUGUUGCAGGGUUUAAAAUAUUUUAAGUAGUAUUUUGACUCUUGUUUCUUCUUUUGUUUUUCCUAAAUAAAGCUAAAACAACUCCUACAAUGAAAGUUUUCUUCCCACUAUUUCCUCUGAAAAGCUGAACUUUUCUGUGUAUUUUCUCUUUCUAUUCCUAAUGGAAAAUAUUGCCGUUGCUGAAGUCUGACUGGGAAAUGCAGAUGUGACUUCACUGUAGCUGCACUACCACAAAUUUCCAAUUAUAACAGGUCAAAAGAAGAGUUUUCUUAGGCAUUGCCUAUGGACUGUAGAGAUUGUAGAGAUCCAGACUUGAGAAUGAGUUAGAAGUUAUAAUUACUAAGACUCUUCACCAGGUACGAGUUGCCAAAUAGUGCAGAGAUCAGUGGAGGUACACAAUUAAAGAAAUUCUGUGCCAUGGCUAAUACAAAAUUACAUGUUUCUGAUUUAUUUAGUUUAAGUUAAGAGACUGUAAUAGCUCUUGCAAAUAUAUAGAACCAAUUCUAUUAAAAUUUAUUAGCAGAAGUACAUUUUUGUUUCAGUGAAGCCUGGGUUGGUCUACUUUCUGUAAAACUGCUGACAACAGGCAGUAUUGUAUAACAGGAACACUGACCUAGAUUUUCAGAGGUGGUCAAAUCUCAACAGGUUUUGAUUGAUUUGGAUGAGUGACUGUAAACUCCUUUGAAAACCACUGCCAUAGGAUUUUCAUAGAUAAUUAUGUUAUUGAAAAAAAUUAUAGAAAUAGAUUUGAUCCUGCAAGAACCUCACUGGCAAUAUAAAGCAGUAUGCAGGUUUUUGAACAGGACAAACUUAAGAGAAAUGAUAAUAUUUCUGGAAUUGACAGAGAAUAAAGAAAUAAUAUUUUCUUUGGUAUUAAAGGAAAUAUAUAGAUUUAAAGCUUAUAAAUUAAGCUAUAAUCCAUCUUAUUGCUAUCAGUCGUGUGAGACACUGAACAAAGAAAAUCCAUGUUGAUUUUGAUCUUGUAAGUAUAAUGAAUUCAUAUAUUAAGACUAGUGACUGUUUUGUAGGAGUUUUAUAAAAAUGCAUAUGUAUCAUUGGUCUCACCAUUACCAGAGAUCAGAGCAAAUUUCUAAAAGCCACUGGAAUGGUAUAGGUGGUUCUCUUCAGUCUCUGUAGGAAUUAGCAAACUUGAAAAUCUCAGUUUAAAAAUGGAAAUGUUGACUUAUUAAAAAGCUACCGUUGAAAGUUUCAGGACAAUUAAUAUACAUACACCUUUCUGGUUCCCUGUGUUUAAUAUGUUUUUUACUCCAAAUAGAAGCUUAAUAUUAAACAUAAUGGAAUUUUUAGUGUCUGAUAUUAUCCAGGAAAUCAAAGGCUGAAGAGCAGACUUGGAACAGCCCUGAGCAAUUGAUGUUUGAGAAAGUGAACAAAAACAUGCUGUCUAUGCAAAAAGGUUCCAACACAAAGCAGAAAAGGAAGAUAAUUCAAACAGACUGCAUUACAUAUGUAAAGAGAUUGUAAAGGACAGAACAGUAAAAAGUUUAAUAUUUUUAUGAAUAUAUGAAAGGAAUAGAAGGCUGAAGUAAAUUUCUGGGAAAGACCAGGCUGAAUAAAUUAGUUUAAUUCUCUACAUCAGCUACUAAUGAAGUGGUUUUUUAUGCUACAUUGGUGCCUCCAUAUUUAAAUUAUGUUUUUGCUUAAUUUUUAAAGUAAUGAACACAGACUUUUCAAAUUACAGGCUUCUGCCUUUAUUCUUUCAAAAUUGGGAAGUGAAAAAAUUGGUGAAUUAGUUCUCUUGGUAGCAAUCAUGCUUUUCCUAUCCUGCUCUAGUUACAUGCCUAGAAAAUAAUUAACAGGUUUUCUCUAAUGCUUCCUAAAGAUGUUGAAACUGGAGAACAAAUAUUGACUGAGAGGCAGCAAAACUUGCCUGGACAGGAGAAAAUAAUGGUUUAUAUAACUGAAAACAGUUUGUCAAAAACAGAAUAGAAACUGUGGAAUAUCUGAUUUAAAACUGAUGUCCAAAGGGUCAAAUGUGAUGUGUACAUGUAUUUGGGUAUUUGCAGGCCACACUUAGGUGCUGCUGCCUUUGCAGUAUCACACAAAAGAGCUCUUUCACCUUCCUGAAGAUCUGCAGGGCCCCAGUUCCUGUUGCUGGGAGCCAAUCAUGAGAUGAUUUAGCACCCAAGACAGCCUUUUGGAAGCAAGAGGGAAUCGGUCAUGAGGACGUGAAUUGGUUCCGGCAUGACUGGGCUUUCAGAAACAUUAGCAGAAACUUGCAAGUAUUAUGUUUGCCGCUGUUUAUAAGGGAAAAGAGGAAAGGAAUUUGGGAAGGAGGUGGAGGAAGCAAGUCUGCACCUUGUAACUGGGUUUAGCACAUUGGGUGAGAAGGAUUUUGGACUGCAGUGCGUAAAAUCACAGGGGAGGUGGAGGCAGUUCACUCUCCGCCAUGCAAAGGUACAGGAUGGCCCACACAGAGAGAGCUCUACCCUGGCUGCUGCUGCUGGCACUGGCCUUGCUGGGCAGCACCACUGCGGAGCGGGACUGCCGAGUAAGCAGCUUCAAAGUCAAGGAGAACUUCGACAAGACCAGGUACAGUGGCACCUGGUAUGGUAUGGCAAAAAAAGAUCCUGAGGGACUAUUUCUGCGGGACAAUGUGGUAGCCCAGUUCACUGUAGAUGAGAAUGGACAAAUGAGUGCUACUGCAAAGGGCAGAGUCAGACUCUUCAAUAACUGGGAUGUCUGUGCUGACAUGAUCGGCUCUUUCACUGACACAGAGGAUCCUGCCAAGUUCAAGAUGAAGUACUGGGGUGUUGCCUCUUUUCUGCAGAAAGGAAAUGAUGAUCACUGGAUAGUGGACACAGAUUAUGAUACAUACGCUCUUCAUUACUCCUGCCGCCAACUGAACGCGGACGGCACUUGUGCUAACAGCUAUUCCUUUGUGUUCUCCCGGGACCCCAAGGGUUUGCCUCCAGAGGCACAGAAAAUUGUCAGGCAAAGGCAGAUGGACCUCUGUUUGGACAGAAAAUACAGAGUUAUCGUUCAUAAUGGAUUUUGCUCUUAAGGAGGUCCAAAACUAUGGAAAGAAACCAUGUAACAGCACCAUGGAUGUAAAGUUAACACACUGAUCCGGUGUUCCCUGGAAAAUGUUUCAAAUGGCUUCGUUUAGAUUUUGAAUAUAUUUAUCUGAGCUAUCUAGCUCACCUUGUUGAUAAACCAAUGAAACAUUUUAAUAAACUUGGAUUACAGGGAAUGAAAA
Pipra filicauda (Wire-tailed manakin) is the source of this 4512-nucleotide messenger RNA. It is a transcript of the gene RBP4, whose product is annotated as retinol binding protein 4. Gene Ontology annotation, biological process: retinol transport. The transcript is spliced from 6 exons. Lineage: Eukaryota; Metazoa; Chordata; Aves; Passeriformes; Pipridae. The record is from RefSeq and is a predicted model, not a curated record. The coding region runs from base 3703 to 4317 and encodes 204 amino acids. Gene Ontology annotation, molecular function: retinol binding; retinol transmembrane transporter activity.